This is a messenger RNA of Alternaria novae-zelandiae, 816 nucleotides long. RefSeq lists its product as uncharacterized. The transcript has a single exon. The record is from RefSeq and is a predicted model, not a curated record. Bases 1 to 816 code for a protein of 271 amino acids. Lineage: Eukaryota; Fungi; Ascomycota; Dothideomycetes; Pleosporales; Pleosporaceae.
AUGCCUGCGCUCCUGGUCGAUACGAACGCGCGCCCGGUGUCCUCCAGCGAUGCCUCGACCGCCUCGGAGCACUCUGGCGCCCGCUCCAAGUCGCCCACGCCUGACCGCCCGCCUGUGUCACCUCUCACGCCCACGGCCUCCGCUGCCCAGUUAGCUCCUGUGGAGCGCACCGAAGCCCGACCCCGCCCUGCCCCUCCGCCCACGGCCACCUUCAGACCGCAACCGCCGUCCGUCGCCAUAUCGGAGAGCGAGAACCCAGAUGCUAUCGCCCUGCGCUCCGCCAUCUCGCUCCUGCAGCUGCAGCGUGAAAAGAGCAAGCGCGACCUGAGGGCCCUCCAGGACCUCAAGGCAGCCGCUGUGUCCGACCCGCAGGCGUUCGUGCGCUCGCUGCAAGAACAACGCGCGCAGGCCUCCCAGUCGCACCAGGACAUCCUCACGCCAACACUGGCCGGUCUGUCCGACGCAGCAAGCAGUAGCGAACAAGACGCGAACAGCGCAGACACGCGCAAAGAUUCCACGCACAUGGAGGCGAAACCCGACCCACCCAAGUUCCCCGCAAUACCGCAGCCGCAGAACAUCGUGCGAUGUCCACCCGUCAACUGGGACAAGUAUCACAUAGUCGGAGAGCCACUAGACAAGAUGCACGAGGAGCAGAAGAAGUGGCCGGGCUCCGCUGAGCCUCCGCGCACAAAGUCUGGCCAACGAGCACCCCCGCACUCAGUGACAGCGCCAUACUCUCCUUUCACUGACGGCGUCAGCGCUGGCUCGUCGUCAACACCCCAACCCACCAAGAACUCCAAGAAGACGCCGUCGUGA